CAGUGAGUGAGUGGGAGGAAGUCAAGUUGGGAUCACCGCCGAUACCAGCGCUCUCUCCGGGGAACGGGACCGGCGGACUCACUGACCGCUCUGUGAUGCUCCCCGCUUUCUUUUGUUCCCGUCCACGGUGCGGUCCGUAGCCCCGCGGCGGGUUUGGAGUUGACAGCAAACUUUGGGCGGCUGGAAGGCAGCAACUUGUGGCCCACAUGGUUCUGGUUCCUCGCUGCUAAAGUUCCCGACAUAAAGAACACGGUGAACGGACGGACACAGGGACGCACGCGGUGACGGCACGGAACGCUUCCACGCUCCCUUUAUUUUGACCCCCGGCAGGCGGAGCGGAGCACCGGGGCGCCGGCGAUGCCUCUGCCGGCUGAGAGAGCUGAUCCCGCGGGGAUGAAGACGAGGAGCCCGCCGGCGGUUCCGCUGCGCGUCGCCGCGCUCCUCUGCCUCCACGUUCUGUCCAUCCAGGCUGCUGCCAUCCAGUUCACCAAGGAGCCCAAAUCCCAGGAUGCUUUGCACGGCCGCAGUGCCAUGCUCCGCUGUGAGGUGAGUGAUCCCGCUGACGUCACCUACAGCUGGCUUCACGACGGCCAGCGGCUGGAGAACAGCGAGCGGCGCUUCCAGGAGGGCAGCAACCUGAAGUUCACCUCGGUGGACCGGCAGCUGGACGCCGGAGGCUUUGAGUGCGUGGCAAGAAAUGGCGCCACAGGAGAGGUUCUGCACUCUAACAACGCGUCGUUCAACAUCAAGUGGUUAGAAAGUGGGAAUGUGACUUUAAAGGAUCCCGCCUCCGAGGGUGAGAUCGAGAGCUCUGCGCCAGUCACACUGCGCUGUCACAUCGAUGGACACCCGCGACCGACCUGCCAGUGGUUCAAAGAUGGAGUGAAGCUGACGGAGAAAAGCCAUCACAUUAACAACAAGGAGCGAACGCUGACCCUGAAGAGCGCCAGUCCAGACGACAACGGGCUGUACUACUGCUGCGCCAAGAACGCAGCCGGCCACAUCUGCAGCAGCAGCAACUUCACACUCAACAUCAUAGAUAAGAGCUUUCCUCGACCCGUGGUCUCUCCAGAGGACCAGGUGGUGCUGAGGAAUGAGAAGGCCGUGUUCCACUGCCAGUUCACCGCAGUGCCAGCACCCACGUUGGAGUGGUACCAUGAAAACGAGCUGCUGGAAAACAAGGCCAGAGUGAUCCUGCUUUCCAACGGCACACUGGUGAUCACCCAGGUCAAAAACAAGAACACUGGACUUUACAAGUGUGUGGGCCGUGGCCUGCGGGGGUCCCAGGUUACACUGGAGGCGUCCCUGCUCAUAGCAGAAUUAGAAGAAAUGAUGCCCAAGCUGUCCAAGGUCUUCAUAGCAGACACCUUGCAGCGUGUCGCGUGUCGCCCCCCAAGGGGCAAACCUGAGCCGGAUGUGUGGUGGGAGAGAGGAGGCCAGCAGGUCCCCACCGAGGGCAGAGUGUACCAGGAUGGACUGGAUCUGGUCUUCAGUCCCACCGAGGAGGGAGACUCCGGCACCUACACCUGUGUAGCCCAGAACAAAGCGGGCCGCCGGACACAGGAGGUCACCUUCACUGUGGCCACCGCCCCCGUGUGGGUGAUGAGGCCUCAGGACAGCCAGUUAGAGGAGGGCAAACCCGGGUACCUCCACUGCCACGCUCAAGCCAACCCCGAACCUGAGGUCACGUGGAUCCGUAACAACAUUGUCAUCACACCAGAGGACCCCCGUUUUAAGGUGUUUCCAAACGGCACCCUGAGGAUUAAUAACGUGGAGGUGUUUGACAGGCAGAUUUACAGCUGCGAGGCAAAGACGGUUGGCGGUCGUCUGUCUGGACAUGCAAGAGUGUUGGUGCUGGAGAAGUUGAAGUUCACCCCGACCCCCCAGCUUGCACAGUGUCUGGAGCUGGGCAAAGAGAUCACCAUCCAGUGCUCGGCUACGGGCCGAGAGGUCCCCACCAUCCGCUGGACCAAAGCAGGUGUGUGUUCCCCACAGACACACACACACACUUAUCGGACCUUGUGCACUCGGAGCUAA
Messenger RNA from Thalassophryne amazonica, 2037 nucleotides. It is a transcript of the gene ptk7a, whose product is annotated as protein tyrosine kinase 7a. Gene Ontology annotation, molecular function: cell-cell adhesion mediator activity. The record is from RefSeq and is a predicted model, not a curated record. The transcript is spliced from 10 exons. The coding region runs from base 358 to 2037 and encodes 559 amino acids. Gene Ontology annotation, biological process: homophilic cell-cell adhesion; dendrite self-avoidance; axon guidance. NCBI's taxonomy places the organism in Eukaryota, Metazoa, Chordata, Actinopteri, Batrachoidiformes, Batrachoididae. Gene Ontology annotation, cellular component: axon; plasma membrane.